This is a messenger RNA of Patella vulgata (common limpet), 6382 nucleotides long. Its product is annotated as deleted in malignant brain tumors 1 protein. The coding region runs from base 81 to 5798 and encodes 1905 amino acids. The record is from RefSeq and is a predicted model, not a curated record. The transcript has 35 exons. Gene Ontology annotation, cellular component: membrane. NCBI's taxonomy places the organism in Eukaryota, Metazoa, Mollusca, Gastropoda, Patellidae.
UGUCAAUUGAGUAUGUAUAUAAACCACGCCGACUUAUAAUUUGUCGCAGAGGGACUGUGCGAGUUCCCGAAACAAGUAACAUGAACAGUCUGGGAUUUUGGCUUUUCUUAGUGGCAAGCUUACCUCAAGCUUUAACAGCCAAUGUAAGAUUAGUGGGAGGUUCAGGACCACACGAAGGAAGGGUUGAACUAUUUUAUAAUCGACAGUGGGGAACAGUUUGUGAUGAUGGUUGGGACUCCACUGAUGCAUCAGUGGUCUGUAGAGAGCUUGGAUUUCCCUCGGGAGGUGCCAUUGCUAGAGGAAAUGCGUAUUUUGGACAAGGAACUGGGAGUAUUUUACUUGGUAAUGUUCGAUGUAGAGGAAGUGAAUUAUCUUUAAAAUAUUGUAAUCAUACUGCCUUUGCCUGUGUACAUAGAGAAGAUGCGUCAGUUACUUGUAGCAGACGUCUACGUUUAGUAGGUGGUUUUGGUGCACAUGAAGGAAGGGUUGAAAUACUUUAUAACAAUCAAUGGGGAACAGUUUGUGAUGAUCAUUGGGACAAUAAAGACGCGUUGGUUGUUUGUAGAGAGCUUGGAUUUCCCUCGUUAAGUGCUAUUGCAAGGAGUAGUGCACAUUUUGGACAAGGAACUGGAAAUAUUCAUCUAGAUAAUGUUAACUGUACUGGAAGCGAAUUAUCAAUACGAUAUUGUAACCAUGCUGGAUGGAGCACUCAUAACUGUGGACAUAAUGAAGAUGCGUCUGUUACUUGUAGCCGUGUACGUCUAGUUAACGGCUUUGGACCAUUCGAGGGUAGAGUUGAAAUAUAUUACAAUAAUCGGUGGGGAACUGUUUGUGAUGAUAAUUGGGACAACAAAGACGCGUCAGUGAUUUGUCGAGAGGUUGGAUGGUCUUCGACAGGCGCCAUUGCUAGAGGAAGUGCAUAUUUUGGACGAGGAACUGGAAAUAUUUUACUUGAUGAUGUUAACUGUGCUGGAAGCGAAUCAUCUAUACGAUAUUGUAAUCAUGAUGGAUGGAACAUACAUAACUGUGGGCACAGUGAAGAUGCAUCUGUUACUUGUAGCCAUGUACGAUUAGUAGGAGGCUCAGGGCCAUAUGAAGGAAGAGUGGAGGUAUAUUAUAACCGACGAUGGGGAACAGUUUGUGAUGAUAGUUGGGACAAUAAAGAUGCAUCAGUUGUUUGUAGAGAGCUUGGAUUUCCCUCGGGAGGUGCCAUUGCUAGAGGAAGUGCUAACUUUGGACAAGGAACUGGAAAUAUUCAUCUUGAUGAUGUUAAAUGUAGUGGAAGAGAAUCAUCUUUAAGAUAUUGUAAUCAUACAGGAUGGAAUAGACAUAACUGUGGACAUUAUGAAGAUGCGUCAGUUAUUUGUAGCAUUUCUAGAAUAGAAGGUGGUAUUGGACCAAAUGAAGGGAGAGUUGAAGUAUUUUAUAACGGCGAGUGGGGAACAGUUUGUGACGACUACUGGGACAACAACGAUGCCACAGUUCUUUGUAGAGAAGCUGGGUAUCCUUUGGGUGGUCGUAUUGCUAACGGUGCUGCCGAUUUCCCACGGGGAACAGGAAAUAUUCAUCUAGAUGAUCUUAACUGUAAUGGAAGAGAAUCAUCUAUAAGGUAUUGCAAUCACCGUGGAUGGAACGUGCAUAACUGUUUCCACACAGAAGAUGCAUUCGUUAUAUGUAACAAUACAUACGCAAUAAGAUUGGUAAACGGUUCAGGACCACAUGAAGGAAGAGUUGAAAUGUAUUACAACAGAAAGUGGGGAACAGUUUGUGAUGAUAGUUGGGGAUCAUUAGAUGCAUCGGUUGUUUGUAGACAGCUUGGAUUUUCAUCGUUAGGUGCUAUUGCUAGAGGAAAUGCAUAUUUUGGGCAAGGAACAGGGAACAUUUUACUUGAUGAUGUUAACUGUAAUGGAAGAGAAUCAGCUAUACGAUAUUGUAAUCAUGCUGGAUUGAACACACAUAACUGUGGACAUUAUGAAGAUGCGUCUGUUACUUGCCAGGUUGCAUAUUCAGUACGAUUAGUCGGAGGCUCUGGUCCACAUGAAGGAAGAGUUGAAGUAUUUUACGACAACGCGUGGGGAACAGUGUGUGAUGAUAGUUGGGACUACAAAGAUGCUUCGGUCGUUUGUAGAGAAGUUGGAUUUCCGGGAAGUUCUGUGGCUAGACCUUCUGCUUAUUUUGGACGGGGAAAUGGAAAUAUUUUACUUGAUUAUGUUGACUGUAAUGGACGAGAAUCAUCUUUAAAAGCUUGUAAGCACAAUGGAUGGGGCAAGCAUAACUGUAAUCCUAAUGAAGACGCAUCAGUAACAUGCAGCUUUUCAUACUCAAUAAGAUUAGUAAAUGGUUCAGGACCACAUGAAGGAAGACUUGAAGUACUUUAUAAUAAUCGUUGGGGAACAGUUUGUGAUGAUGGUUGGGACUCCACUGAUGCGUCAGUGGUCUGUAGAGAGCUUGGAUUUUCUUCGAGAGGUGCUAUUGGAAGACAAUAUGCACAUUUUGGACAAGGCGCUGGGAGUAUCAUUCUUGAUGACGUUAACUGUAAUGGAAGUGAGUCAUCUUUAAAGUCUUGUAAUCACCGCGAAUGGACCGAGCAUAACUGUGGACACAGAGAAGAUGCAUCAGUUACCUGUGGAUUUACAUACGCAAUACGAUUAGUUGGAGGUUCGGGACCACAUGAAGGAAGGGUUGAAGUAUAUUAUCAUAAUCGGUGGGGAACAGUUUGUAGUAAUAGUUGGAGCUCCAAUGAUGCGUCAGUUGUUUGUAGAGAACUUGGAUUUUCUUCGGUAGGUGCCAUUGCCAGAACCGGUGCUUAUUUUGGACAAGGAACUGGGAGCAUUUUACUCGAUUACGUUAGAUGUACUGGGAGAGAAUCAUCUUUGAAAUAUUGUAAUCAUAAUGGAUGGAUCAGGAAUAGCUGUGGACAUAGUACUGACGCAUCGGUUACUUGUCGACGACGCGUUCACCAAGUGGACCCGAUUGUGAACGUGACGUUAGAAACCGUGGAAGAAAGUAGAAGGAAGAUGUACAGAUUUUACUGUGACUUUACGGGACGAAGAGAUGAUUUGAUUUAUAGCGCUGCAUGGUUUGUCAAUAAUUACCUGGUAUAUACUAGCUCUGCAGUUGGUGGUGGCACGAACCUGACUAGUUUCAGACAUAGCCUUAGUUUAACAGACGAUCAACUGAAUAGAACAGUGGGCUACGAUAUCCGCUGUCAGGUACUAGCCUCAGAUAGUUUAACAACAACUAGAUCCAACAGUUCUUCACGUUUCAUAGGCAUUAAGAUAUUGACACCAGUAAUUCGAGUCAGGGAAGGAGAACAUGGUGUAAUAAGAAUAAAAGCGGAUGCUGAAGUAGGAUGCUAUAAUAUUGCGCUGGGUUGUAGAUAUGUCGUAUCAACAUUAAUACCGGAUAGUGGACCUUGUGAUGCGACGGCUACAGUUAACAACUAUUGUGGUGUCAACAUUCUAGAAAAUAUUGCCAGUGGAUGGGAUCAAGAAUAUGAAAUCAAUAUAACAGCUGGUAUCAGUAACCAAUAUGGACAAUCAUCAAGAGAGUUUGAACUAACUUUGGGGAAUUUUGGAUCACACUAUGACCAUUGGACAUGGGCGAAAUAUACCAUUUUCCCCCGCGUUCAGGUUAUUGUUGAGAAAGAUACAACCAGUACUCAGUCAUUGGUAUGUUCAGCAACUAGUGAUCCGAGGCUUGUGACUUUUAAAGGCCUGAGAAUUAACAUUCAGAGUAUUGGAACAUUUUCACUGUAUAAAGACAGAGAACAUGAUAUUGAGGUUCAAAUUCAAACCAUUCUAUGUAGCGGUCUUAUUGGACAUUGUAAUUGUGGAAUGGUGGCAAGGAUUGGCGGAACAGCUUAUAUGAUAAGUGCUUGUAACUCCAACCACUGGAUAAUAGAAUAUGUUUUGUGUGAUACUGCUGUAGAUAUUUUGAGAGUACAGCAUACACAAUCGAAUAUUUAUGAGCUUACUUUGCCUACUGGUGCAACAGUGAGAGCUGAAUUAAUAAACGCAAAUCCCAAAUAUGUUGACGUCUCGGUCACUCCUUCUGUAUUAGAUACAAAUAGGUCACGUGGUUUAUGUGGCCGAAUAUCUUCAAACAUAACUGAACAACUUGUUCUUAGAAAUGGCAGUACAAGCUCCGAUAGAAUAAACUACAAUCCGAAUAGAGGAUUUCAAUCAGCUUCAGAAUUUGUCAACUCGUGGGGGGUUCAAAGAAAUCAAAAUUUGUUCGACCAAGCGGUUCUGGAUGUCCUGGUACCGAAUACAGCAGUAACUAUAACAUGUCGUUGUAAUAAAGCAACGUCUAAUGAUGUUUCAAGUACCUUGUCAUGUGAUGCAGACAGUCCAGUUAAAAUAUGUAAAAGUAACCCAAAUUAUCACCCCUUUUCAAAAAGAACGUGUUCCAGUCGCUCACCUUCCCGUAGAAGACGAAGAUCUGUUCCAGCUGUCCUUCACAUUGAUGAGGCACCUAGGCGAAUCAAAAGGCAAGCAGUCUGGACGGGAAAUUGGACAGAAGAAACGGCGACUGUGUUUUGCACCAGGUUAUUAACUGCCACUCCUAUAAUUGAAUUUUGCAAGAGGGAAGUUAAAACUGUGGAUAUAGACCUUGCUCUAGAAACCUGUAUAGCAGACAUUAAACUUACCGGUACAACAAUCUUCGCAAAGUCUCCAGUCUCCAGUGCACAGCUCCAAUGCGUAGGAGAAGCGUACUUGGACCCCAUGUUACAAGUGGAAGAAGCAAAUAAAACAUCAGUCCUGAGACAAGUUGUAACACUGGACUGUCCGAACAAUUGUUCAGAACAAGGAACCUGUAAUAAUGGAACGUGUGUGUGUUACAGUAACUAUAUCGGUAGCGGGUGUGAAUUUGAUCUUCGUGAUGAGCCAUUGGCUGAAGAAUUGGAUUUUGAAGGGCUUUGUGAUAUAAGAACUGAAGAAUGUGAUGAUAUUGGUGUUAUUGGCGGUUCUUUUAUACAAACAACAGACUCAACAUGUCGAAUUACCCCUUACCAACUAGCAGCAAAUGGAACUACAACCUCUACUUUGGAACCAGUUGUCAACGAUGCAUCGAUCGAAAGCGUGGGGAAAGUUAUUUGUGAAUUACCAUAUUAUACUAGUUAUAGACAGAGGAGAUCUGCUGGACAUAUUCCUCAGACACCAUCCAUCCAAGACACGUUUACAGCUUAUACUAUUUCAGUAUCCAAUGAUGGUCAACAUUACAGCAAUGCUCUAUCAGUUGUGUAUUUUGACUCCAGAUGUAUGGACUGUGACGUUGACGGGGUUGUCAUUAAUUGUCAGUUUUCGCAAAACCACUGCGUGUACCAAAACCGAUGCUACAACAAUUCGGAAAAUUAUCCCUUGAAUGAACAAUAUAUCUGUAGAGCUGAUAGUAAUGGCAAUAGAUGGGAGAUUGAUCCCAGUAAAGCUACCGACCCAUGUUACAUUUAUCAGCCAUUUACCAAUUCUUCUGCAAGACUAACCAGUUACCAGUUGGACCAAACGGUUAUAAACGACCGCUAUCUAUCAGAGGGUUGGUAUGGAGAACCUGGAAAAGUCAUUGCAAAUGUCACAGCUCCUCCACAAGGCCGUUGCGGAACUGUAUACCCUAUAUAUCUUCAGACUGCACCCACUAAAGUGUUGAAUGUGAAUCAAUCUAUCACAGCUUGUGUAAGAAGAUAUUCUGCUCUAUGUAUAGAGUCCAUUGCCAUCAAGGUCAAAUACUGUAGAAACGAUUUCUUUGUAUAUAAGUUGAAUAGUUCACCUUUGGAGUCAUCUGGAUAUUGUCUAGAGUAACCGACAAAGGCAACGUUACCUACUACAAGAACAAACAAGAGAAUGCAUGCUAUGAACUGAUGAUCCCUUUUAUAUUUUCAUUUUUCAUUUUAAGUUCAUAUUAUAGCCAAUUAUAGCAAAAUUCUAUUUUGUGUAUGAUGCUUGUCUGCUAGAUAUUUUUACAAUGUGGUUUAUAGGAAUUUUUAGUCUAACAAAAAUGUCUAAGAUAUAUUAAGAUAACGCUUUCUUUGUAUCCUUAAUUACGCAUAAUAAUGUGUAGGUUAUAAUAUAAUUUGGCAUGGGUUUAUUAAUUCCUUAUAAAAAUAUUUUCUAGUAUUUGUUAUUUUGAUCUUUAAAUUUCUUAUUAACUGAUUGAUUAUUAUUUGCUAUUUUCCAUUACAAAAAGGUGUCGUAGUAUUUGCUAUAUGUUAUUUUCCACUUCAUAUUACUUAUAAAAUAAUUAGUUAGUAGAUGUUAUUUUUAAGUUAACAUUACUAGUACAUGUUUUUAUUAUUUUUGCAUUCAUUCCCUGUGAACUAGCUUUCUUUUAAAAUGCAUUUUUAGGGGUUUGGAUGUUGUUGGGUUUUUUUUGGGUUUUUUUUUUC